Messenger RNA from Monoraphidium neglectum, 1056 nucleotides. RefSeq lists its product as hypothetical. The coding region runs from base 1 to 1056 and encodes 351 amino acids. Gene Ontology annotation, biological process: protein modification process. The transcript has 4 exons. Gene Ontology annotation, cellular component: cytoplasm. The record is from RefSeq and is a predicted model, not a curated record. Lineage: Eukaryota; Viridiplantae; Chlorophyta; Chlorophyceae; Sphaeropleales; Selenastraceae. Gene Ontology annotation, molecular function: biotin--[biotin carboxyl-carrier protein] ligase activity.
AUGGCUGUGGCCGGAGGCGACCAGGAGGUUUCACUGCAUGUCAUUGCCAGGGACGCGGCAGUGCUGGAGGAGCUCAAGCAGCAGUUCGAGUCGGCGGACGGCUAUAGCUGCAGCCUAUCCUGUCACGACCCCAGCAGCUGCCCCCACCUUGACGCUCCCGGCGGCUUUGACUGCGCCGGCUUCUCGGCCGCGCUCUCGACGCGCCAGAUGGGCCGGCUGCUGCUCAGCACGCGCAGCAUAGCGUCCACCCAGGAGUUCAUGCGGCGCCAUGCGGCGGUGCUGCCUGAGGGCAGCGUGAUCGUUGCCGACCAGCAGACCUCUGGCAAAGGCCGCGGCGGCAACCAGUGGACGUCGCCCGACGGCUGCCUCAUGUUCACCGCCGGGCGCCGCCUGAAGGUCCCCGGCAGCCAGGCGCCCUUUAUUAAUUACCUCACCUGCCUGGCGGUGGUGCGCGGCGUGGCUGACGCCGCAGCCCCUUGGCUCAAGGGCGCGGCGCCGGACGUGCGCAUCAAAUGGCCCAACGACAUCUACAGCGGCGGCCUGAAGAUCGGCGGCGCCCUCAUCCACACCACCUGGCAGACCGACCGGUUCAGCGUGCUGGCCGGCAUCGGGCUAAACGUCUCAAACCGCCAGCCGACCACCUGCCUGGAGGAGGUCCUGGCCCGCCAGGCCGCCUCUGCCGCGGAGCAGGGGACUGCAGCGCCGGAGGUGGUGCUGUCGCGGGGCGCCGUGCUGGCGCACGUUCUGAACCACCUCGAGCGCUGCUACGACGAGUUCGAGGCGCGCGGGUUUGCUGGCCUCGAGGCGUCCUACCUCGAAUCCUGGAUGCAUUCUGGCCAGCAGGUCGAGGUCGAGGCCGGCACGAGCGCCGCCGCGGCGCCUGGAGAGGCCAGCGCGGCGGACGCCGCGCAGCGCGUGCGCCUGACGAUCCGGGGGCUGAGCGAGCACGGGUUCCUGUUGGCUGUCGAUGCGGCGGGCGGGCGGUGGGAGCUGACGCCGGACGGCAACAGCCUCGACAUGCUGGCUGGGCUGAUACGGCGGAAGCUGCCGGGGUAG